This is a messenger RNA of Polyodon spathula (Mississippi paddlefish), 896 nucleotides long. RefSeq names its product prefoldin subunit 6 (gene pfdn6). The record is from RefSeq and is a predicted model, not a curated record. The transcript has 4 exons. Bases 192 to 572 code for a protein of 126 amino acids. Gene Ontology annotation, cellular component: cytoplasm; prefoldin complex. Lineage: Eukaryota; Metazoa; Chordata; Actinopteri; Acipenseriformes; Polyodontidae. Gene Ontology annotation, molecular function: protein-folding chaperone binding. Gene Ontology annotation, biological process: chaperone-mediated protein complex assembly; protein folding.
GUCCCUUCACUAAGAUGGCGCCCUUUUCACUCUCACAGUCAUUUCUUUUGCGACACAAAUUGGUUUCCGGUCGCAGCGGCGAGGCGAGUCCAUGAGAAGUCGUUUGAAACAGACAAGCCAGCUUUAUUCACCAUCAAAAUCAGCUUCACAGUAAUAUUCAUCAGCACAACUUUAACACCGAGCGCUAGAAGAUGGCCGACGUUAUUCAGAAGAAACUGCAAAGCGAAGUCGAAAAAUACCAGCAAAUCCAAAAAGACCUCAGUAAGAGCAUGUCCGCUCGACAGAAGCUUGAGGCUCAGCUGACAGAAAACAACAUUGUGAAAGAGGAACUGGACCUGCUGGACUCUCAGAACCUGGUGUACAAGCUCAUCGGACCUGUGCUGGUAAAACAAGACCUGGAGGAGGCCAAGGGGACCGUGGGGAAGAGACUGGAGUACAUCAACGGAGAGAUUAAGCGGUAUGAGACUCAGAUGAAGGAGAUGGAGAAGCGAUCGGAACGACACCGCGAGGUUCUGGCCGGCCUGCAGCAGGAGUACCAGAAGAGUCAGGGGAAAGUACCUGUCAAGGUCUAGAGCCAGGCAACCAUCACACUGAGACAUUGAGACAGAGUGACAGACACACACAGACUGAGAAAUACACAUACACACACACACACACGUGCUGACUGAGACACACACACAGAGUCUGACACUGAAUCCAUUCAUUUUAUUAGCUCUUGUUUUGCUGAGUGACUCGCAGGACUUGUCAGAUUGAUGACCAAUGGGAUGAUGACGGUGAUGUCAGUGCUGCUUGCUGUCCCAUCAUGCAAUGCGCUGGCUGCACUCUGUUCAAGAUCUUAUUUUAUGUUACUUUGCAUUUCUGUAUAGCUGCAGAAUAAAACAAAAACACAGUCUGCA